This is a messenger RNA of Psilocybe cubensis, 3993 nucleotides long. RefSeq lists its product as uncharacterized. The transcript is spliced from 45 exons. Lineage: Eukaryota; Fungi; Basidiomycota; Agaricomycetes; Agaricales; Agrocybaceae. The coding region runs from base 1 to 3993 and encodes 1330 amino acids. Gene Ontology annotation, molecular function: chitin binding; hydrolase activity, hydrolyzing O-glycosyl compounds. Gene Ontology annotation, biological process: carbohydrate metabolic process. The record is from RefSeq and is a predicted model, not a curated record.
AUGUCACUAUCACGCCGCCCGGUUUUGACGGUUCUUGUGGGGCAGGUCGCCCAUGUCCGAACGGCGCUUGCUGUGGACCAUCCGGCUUUUGUGGAUAUGCCAGGUUCCACUUUCUGCGGUGUUGGUUGCUUGAGUAACUGCGACGCUCUUGCUGAAUGUGGCCCCAAUGCUGCACCCGGGAAUAGUAUUUGUGCUUUGAACGUCUGCUGCAGUCAAUUUGGCUUUUGCGGAACAACCGAUGAUUUUUGUGGGACUGGGUGCACAGGACCAAACUGUGGUCAGCCUAAGAUACCGACGGGGGUUAAUAGCGAUGUAACAUCUAGGGUUAUCGGCUAUUACGAGGUAUUCAUGGUAUCCCUGAUUCUCUUUCUGUCAGCUGAUCAAUUCUUAGGGAUGGGCAUCAAGUCGUUGAGUAUUGUUAAUUUCAAACAAUGUGGUCUACGAUCGGAAACUUAUGUUAUUGGGAAGAAUACAUUUGAAGUCGUUCCAGCAUUAGCUGAUGACAUUCCCAAUUAUACCGCGUUUACAGGGCUUAAGCAGGCAAACUCUAAUCUCAAAACUUAUAUCUCCGUUGGGGGCUGGUCGUUCAACGAUCCACCUACUCAGCAUGUCUUUAGUGAUACGGCAUCUAGCUUGUAUGGAUUCGAUGGGGUAGAUAUCGACUGGGAAUACCCAGUGGCCUGUGAGCGUGGAGGUGUACCGGCUGAUAAGGAAAACAUGGUGGCUCUUUUUAAAACUAUGCGCGAAACCUUCGACGCUUCAGGUCAUACCUUUGGAAUCACAUUCACAGCACCCUCGUCCUUCUGGUAUCUGCAGCACUACGAUCUCUUGGGUCUACUCUCUUACGCCGAUUGGGUCAACCUGAUGUCCUACGAUCUUCAUGGUGUAUGGGACGAGAAGGAUAUCUACAUUGGAAGCGUUGUCCAGGCCCAUACAAAUCUCACUGAGAUAGUUCAGUCCGUUCAAUUGUUCCAAAGAGUUGGGGUACCUCUCGAGAAAAUUGUUCUCGGCAUGGGUUUCUAUGGACGUACCUUCCAACUGACUGAUCCCACUUGCACCACACCGGGAUGUCAUUUCUCUGGUCCUGCGCCCGGCGGACCCUGUACUGCUUCUGAUGGUAUUCUAAGCUUUGCGGAGAUAGAGCAAAUAGUUGCACAGUCCAAUAGCACUCCCGUGUACGAUAAAACAGCACAAGUGAAAUACCUUGUUUAUGAUGAUGACAAUUGGGUGAGCUAUGACGACGCUGUUACAUUUCAGGCGAAGGUUUCAUGGGCCAAAGGAGCUGGACUAGGUGGCCUCAUGGUGUGGGCACUUGAUCUGGAUGAUUUCGACUCCACGCCAAUCCAACAAGCGCUUGCGGAGGAAAAUCUGUUGGGCAGCCAGUUUGCUGUCCUGUUAAUCAGCAACCGAAAGGCUGUCAGUGGAGAGGUACUGCACCAUUCUGCAACGGUGUUUGUGAACUCAACAGCGGGGGAGAUUUCAUUGGCAAGUGACUCCUGGGGUACAGGCCAUAAGUGUAGCUCUGGGCACAAAGAAUUUUGCUGCCAGUCUGGAUUAAGCAGCGAGCAAAUUGAUGAAGCAACUGACUGCCAAUGGACACCAAUCAAAAAAGUCUGCCCAACCGGCACCUUUGUCAAAGACAGAGAUUAUUACGGAGAUACCGGUAUAUUUCAUGCAUGUUUCAUGCAAGAGAAACAGCUGUGCUGUGCACCACCAAAAGGUGCAUCGACAACUUCUCCGUUCAAUCCGGCUGAUCUAUUUCCUAAUCCUCCAGCCGAUGGAGACCUUGAUUGGGAUUUACAAGACGACCCUAUUGACGAGAGUGCUCCAAAUGGCGGUGAUGCUGCCAAUGACAACUCAUUUGGAUUGCUUGCACUGGAUAUGCCUCCCGGAUGCGGAGGGACGUUUGCUCGAUUGGCUCAUCUUGAAAUCAACCCUGAUAUGACAGUUCCUGACACGCACGCUGGCCGCAAACCAGAAGCGAAUCCAGUCUAUGAAAUGCAUUUUGACUACAACUUCCACUUAAUUUGGAGGUCGGAAACUCGAACAGCUGAUGACGGCGAAGUUCUUCUUCGUGCUGAUGUUACUACAUUGCCUGGAUACUGGGCCGAAAUUGAUACAGCUGGAUCAUCUGUAAGAAGAGAUCUAGAGGAACGGUGGUUUGGUGGCUUUGAUGACUGGCUCAAGCGACUUACAAAAGUCAAAUCUGAUACAAGCGCUGAUCUCGUGAUGCAAAAGUCAUUCUCUAGUGUCCUUUUCUCGGCCAGUCAGCACUGCGAGAGUGAGGACGGUACUUUGACCUUUGAUGCAAGAUUUUACUUGGAGGGAUCUCUUUUCCCUCUUAACGUUGAUUCUGCCUAUGUUUAUGCGAAUUCCGAUGCUUCUGCUUCUCUUGGAUUUGCUGUAACCGGCCGAGCCGAACUUCAGUAUGACACAGGGAGAAUACCAUUGGUUCCGGAACUUGCAUGGCCAGGAAUUAUUGGUCAAUUAUCUUUGUCGGGAACCUUUGGAGCUACUGCGGCCUACACGCUUCCCCAAGGGCAUGUGUCGUUUGGUCUCGUAGGCGGGACACAGACACCGGUUGAUAAGGGAAGCGAUACCGCUCCAGGUCAAGAGUAUGGGUGGACUAUACAACCCACACUAGAUGUCGAGCUUGGCGGAUCAUUAGGUGUUCAUGUUAUACCAGAAGCCGCAGCGGUGUUCACUGUAUUCCCAGGGACACCGCUCGAAAUAGGAGCACAAGCCACCAUUACCGUUGAUGGUGCUCUUGUCAUGUCUUUUAAUGCAAAUUUACAAGGAGUUGACGCUAGCAUUGACGCUCAAGUCGACUUCCUUGCUGGUGCGUCUGGAUUGGGAGGCACGGUUGGUCCAUUCAACUUUUUCCAUCAAGACUAUAACUUGUACAGCACUAGUAUCUCAUUCUCGGACUCCCCUGCUCGCCGCUCGAUAUCUACUCCCCGCGAUUUACCAGGAAAUAAUAGCUUUGGAUCUAGCAUGGCAAAGCCAUUUAGGAAGAAACGUCACGGGGGUACGGGGAGUAAUUUGCAAUAUUUCGAGGCUCGGGAAGGUAGUCUGGAGUCUCGCGGUUUGUUCUCAGGCCUAUUCGACUGCCCACAACCAAAGGAAAAUAACGGAACCAGUGGAAGUUGUGCUGACGCUCUCGCAGACAGCGUCCCUGACCCCGACCCCGAUGACGGUGACGAUGAACUUGAAACCCGAAGCGAAGAACAUAUAGCGUACCAAAAUACCCUGCCAGACGGAAUAUGGGAUUUACUCGAGCUUGAUGAUCUAAGCACCACCGCAGCAGACUGGGGCGCACGAAAUUCUUACGCUGCUAAAACUACCAGUCGGAACGAUGACGGAUAUGCGAAAGAGCACGUUUAUGAGAUGCAGCUUCUGACACAAUUCAUGACGGAUGUUGUCGUCAAAAACAUCGAUUUGCGUGGCAUGAGCGCAUGCAACUGGCUGAAGACUUACGUUUUCAGUCCGUUUGGAACACAGGGUGUGAUUCUUGCCGAUGCCUUGCGUUCCAUUCAGCCAACUGGAACCGAUGAAAUGCCAGUUCUGUUGGGCAUCGCGAAUUCAGCCAAGGAAGCGUUCCUCGCUGGACAAAAGGAGUUUAGAACACUAGCAAACAUGCAAGGACCAUCAAAAGAUGCAUCUGCAAUCCUGUUCCUCUUGCGAGCAGCAGGUGUGGCAACUGAUUACCUACAGGACAGAAUUAUUGAGAUCGAAUUCAAAAUUCGGGCGGAUUCAGUCCGCCAACUUUGGAUAAACUUUAUCGCUGAAUAUGAGGCUGCUUUUCCACCUGCUCAACCUUUCGAUGUUUCUACCGCUUACAAAAGUCUCCUUACAGCUGGAUUCAACUCGAGAGCCGCAACCUUCCUCGCAAAUGCAAAAACUGCGUUGAUCGGAAAGAUUCCUCAGGGACAGACAACAGUCUCUGUUAACCUACCAAUUUCAGUAAGCAAUGUUCCUGCUCUAUUGUGGUAG